Molecule: messenger RNA, 1470 nt
Organism: Ceratitis capitata (Mediterranean fruit fly)
Lineage: Eukaryota; Metazoa; Arthropoda; Insecta; Diptera; Tephritidae
Gene: ro
Product: homeobox protein rough
Exons: 4
Coding region: 147-1283 (378 amino acids)
Biological process (GO): regulation of DNA-templated transcription
Molecular function (GO): DNA-binding transcription factor activity, RNA polymerase II-specific; DNA binding
Source: RefSeq, a predicted model, not a curated record
AAGCUCUUAUAGCACGGUUCGCAACUCGUUCGUCUGACCGCAAACGAUUUCACCGAUUAAUCAAAAUCAAUUGCCUUUUAUACAACGAUAUCUGUUUAAUUAUAAUAAAUAAAAAAAAAAAACAAAAAUUAAAAUAUAUUUCCACAAUGACAGAAGCAACCGUCAUCGGUAAGACACCGAAUAAUCGUCCGUCGUCGCCGCGUCAGUUCUUCGAACGUCUUUACGGUCAUCUCGAAUCUAACGAAACGUCGCAUAUUAAUCGUAGUGUCGGUGCUAGUGAUUCAAUCCAUUCUGCGGAAAAUAUCACCUCCAGUGAUAAAGAUACAAAUUGUGUACCCAAUGUGAGUGCAGCUGUAUGUGAUAGCACUUAUCAAAGCGAUGAUGGCAGUCUGUCAUCUCCAGAGAUUUCCAUAAACGACGAAAGAUUACCGAAUUCUUAUGAUCCCUACAGUGCGCACGAAUAUGAUAAGGCUUAUUAUGCCUCAAGGGCCACAAUUCCAAACAUACCUUUUGGAUUUCCGGGUGAACCACAUUUCGCCGCUGGAUUUACGGCGUUCCUUGCUCGCCGCAGACGGAAGGAAGGUCGCCAGAGACGUCAACGCACUACAUUCAGUACUGAGCAGACUUUGCGGCUGGAGGUGGAGUUUCAUCGUAAUGAGUAUAUUUCGCGAAAUCGUCGCUUUGAAUUGGCGGAAACAUUGCGUCUUACUGAGACGCAGAUAAAAAUUUGGUUUCAAAAUCGACGCGCGAAGGAUAAACGCAUUGAGAAGGCACAAAUUGAUCAACAAUAUAGGAAUUUUGUCGUGGCCAAUGGUUUUAUGACAACAAUAAUGGGACAUCAUACCGCAAGCUAUCCGCCAGCCAUGCCAAUGAUAACGAAUAUGCAUCAGGGUUUUUACCAACAACAACCAACAGCAGCAAUACCAGCAACAACAAUAGCCGGUCCACCACAACCACCUCCACCGCUGCCAACAAGGACUUCACCACUGACACGCAACUCGACUGCCUUACAUACAACGGAUAGUCUUAACAACAAUAACAACAAUAAUAAUAACAUUAAUAUCGGCGCUAACACACCGUCGUUAAAUGGUAAUUUUUACACACAAACAACAACAACACCAGCAGAACUACAACCACCAACAUCGCACACACCACAACUAAACACGAUUCAUCCAGAGCACGUUAAUGGUCGAUAUGCGGAUGUGAAUGAACGCACUUUUUAUCGAACAGCAAACGGAAUCGGUGCGUCCAAUGGCUUGAGUUCACUGAUAGAUUCCUGUUAAUCCGUUAAUCCACUGCGUGGAGGAGUUAAGCAGCGAACAGUUGUUUUGAAAUUACGUGGAUUAGACUUAAUUUAAAAAAGUAUUAUAUUUUUUAUAUUACGAGUUUAUCAAAUUUAAUUUAGCUAAGCAUUAUUUGAAUAGUUAUUAGUGUAUGUGUACGAUUUAAUAUUUAUUAUAUAUGUAUGUA